This is a messenger RNA of Purpureocillium takamizusanense, 3708 nucleotides long. RefSeq lists its product as uncharacterized. Gene Ontology annotation, molecular function: DNA-binding transcription factor activity, RNA polymerase II-specific; zinc ion binding. The transcript has 2 exons. Gene Ontology annotation, biological process: regulation of DNA-templated transcription. The record is from RefSeq and is a predicted model, not a curated record. NCBI's taxonomy places the organism in Eukaryota, Fungi, Ascomycota, Sordariomycetes, Hypocreales, Ophiocordycipitaceae. Bases 274 to 2748 code for a protein of 824 amino acids.
AUUCCAUCCUGCAGCCCACACGAGCUUCGCCGUCGUCAGGUCCCUACUGCUGCGGCGCCACGGGCUGUUCUGCUGCUGGCCGGCCCUGCGAAAACCGCGUCCGCCCCGUUCGUGCCCCCGUCUUCCUCGUUUCCUACUUCGUGCAUCUCCUGUCCACUUUCUGCGUCGGCCCUGCAACGAAAGAGCGGUGUCACUUGAUACAAUAUCGCCAGAUCUCGCAUUCGACAGCCACUCGCCUCCUCUCCCCUUGGUCCCUUCCGCUGUUCCCCAAGCAUGAGCUUCGACUUUGGCAGUGCAAAUGGCGGAAACGAUGCCUUGCUAGACCUCACCUUCAACCAGCACCAUCGCGACCGCACGGCCGCCUUCGCUUACACGCCUAGCUCCACGUCCCAGGCCGCCGCCACAACCGCUAUCAUGGCCAGCUCAAGAACUUGGCCUAUACCCCUCGAAAUGGCGACGACAACCACGAGCCCGCAGGCCAGCUCCCCCGUCGACCGCAAGGGGACGUCGCCGCUAUCCAGCUCGUCGAGCCCUCACAGCCAGCAUUCGCCGUUGCAUCAUCCCCCGCACUUCCAGCCGGCGACCAACCCCCUUACCGAUUGGGCUCUCCAACAGCAGCAGCAGCAGCAUCAACAGCAACAGCAACAACAACAACAGCAUCAGCAACAGCAGCUGUCGGCUCCGGACCUGGCGCAAUUCCUCCACGAGUCGACGUUGAUGAACUUCAACGCCUUCCCGCCCAACUUCCCGCCCAACCCUCUCGACUAUCUGCCCCCCUCCACGCAGGCUGCGCUUCAGGCUAACCUCUUGGAGUCCACCUUUGGCACCAUGCCCUCGAUGGAGGAAACGGCCCAGGCAAUGCAUUGGGGCAAUGCCGGCAUGGACAAUUGGCAGGAGUUGCAGAACACGCUGCAGAUGGACGGUCUUCCCCGGCUCGGCAGCGUCGGAAGCAACUCGCCCACCGGGACGUACCUGGAGGUACUCUCGCUGCCCUCGUCGUCCGGAGAUGGAUGGGCCAUGGUGGACUGGGGUCAUCACCACAAUCUCGAUCAGUUCCAGCAGGCUCAGAACGCAGCCAUCUUCAAUCCGUCUCAGACACUCCACCUGCGUACCAACUCGGACUCGUCUGACGGCGCCAACUCGCUCGAAUUCGGCAGUUUUGAGGAGAUCCCCCCGUUCCCCUAUUCCCCUUUCUCCCCAGAUUCGGACGGCUACCAGGACAGUCACAGCCACCGGAACUGCUUCUCUAGUGACGGCCACAACCACUCCCAUGACAACGUGAGCCCGGCUGCCGCCGUCGCUCCCGUGCCCAUCAAGGUCGAGUCCGUAGCCGCCAGCCGCCACAGCCCUGGUAGCGGCGCUGGCUCUACGUCGCCGCCCUCGUCAUCGGCGCGGCGCAACUCCGGACCCCGUAAGAGCCCCAUCACCAAGACAACCAAGACUAUUGUGCGCCGCACCUCCAACGGCAAGAAGGAUGGCACCGUGGAGAAGAAGGUUGGCCGGAGAAAGGGACCUCUCUUGCCCGAGCAGCGCAAGCAGGCCAGUGAAAUCAGGAAGCUCCGGGCUUGUUUACGAUGCAAGUUCCUCAAGAAGACGUGCGACAAGGGUGAGCCUUGCGCCGGCUGCCAGCCGUCUCACGCCCGCCUUUGGCAGGUUCCGUGCACUCGCAUUGACAUCAAAGACAUUGGCUACUUCAUGAAGGACUGGAAAGCCGACUACGAGAGGCACAUGGACCUGGGUGUCUCUGUUUACAACGUCAAGGGCUUCUCCCAAAAGGAAACCCUCAUGUGGAUCACGCAUGGCUAUGGGUUCGCCCUGCCAGUCAUGGUCCGCGAGGUAUACGUUGCCGAUGAAGGCUGCUUCUCCGUCGAAUGGGUCGAAUCGACCCAGCCUGACCAGGAUCCCAUCGAUUUUGAGACCCGUACCGAGAAGCUUGAUGUCGGAGCCGAGGGCGUCCGCAUCGAUGCUCUUGCCGAGUAUCUCGACAAGCAUAUCGAUGGACCUUUCGAGGACUUCAUCGACGACCAUUUCGAAGGCACUCCGUUCAUCACUGAGAUCCUCAAGACCGCUCACCGCUUCUACGUGAAGGAGGGCAUGACCGUCAUCAAGAAGGCCCUCAAGCUCGUACUGGCGUACAACCUGACUAUGCACAUCACCAUGGUGGAAAACCAAGGGUCCGAGGUCAGCCUCGACGGUCAGAUUGACGACGAAGACUCCAAGUUCUAUGGCCGCACAGUCGCGCCCGUCAUGAUCAACUUUCAGAUCAAGUGUGCGCUCGCCGAUAUGUGGCGUGAGCUGCAAAAGGACAUCCUGGAGGAGCUCUCUACGUUGUACUCGGGCGUGUACAGCGGCGAGAAGAUGAAGAACUGGCCCACGAUUUUCAUGCUCGCGUCCAUCCUGCUCGCGGUCUGGGAGGAGAUGCAGUUUGAUUGCCACUACCGCGUGCCCGACCCGGCAGCGGUGAACAAGUUCUGUAACGACAUGGAAACGACCCCCGUUGGAGUUAUUGUGGGUCUCUUCCAUGCCAUCUCGCAAAAGCUGCCCGCCUUCACCGACUGGGACACCCGCCAGCAUGGACACCUGUUGCACAACAACACUUCGGUAUGCGAGGCUAUGACUGAGGUUCGGCAACAUGUCAUCAAGCAUGAGGCGUACCUGCGAACCCGCAAGGAGAGCAAGUUUGACCGUUACGACUUUGACUCACUGUCGAACAAGUUCCUGUCAAAGCUUGUCAUCCGCGCCAACUGAGAGAACUUUCUCUGUUGCAUGAUACCCCAUCUAUUUGCAUGCUUGUUUAAUAUCCGGCACGUCUUUCCGGCGGCCUUCCUCUCCUUUGUUACACGCCCGGCUGGACCGUCGGAGCUGGACCGCACCUCUGCAGUCAUUCAGCGACGGCGUUUCGAUGCGACUCUGCGCAAGCGAUGCGAUGUGAGUCUUCGAAAUAGGACAUGCUGGGCCUCGGAUAUCACAUUACCAUUCUCCGCUGGCGGCUGGUCACCGCACAUACGGCACGAAGUUACCUGACACAUGGAGCAAAUGUGUAACGACCCUGUAACGAACUCUUUUCAGCUUACCCAACGAUGUAUGACUUGAAGAAGACGCAUUUAUUGAUUAACGGUGGCAUCAUAUCUGGAGACACGGGACACGCCCUCUUGGCAGAGGCAACGAAAUCGGAAAGCGACCUGUCAUUUUUUUCUCACGCAGCAGAGGAGGAUCAUGUUUCACGCCUUAUGGGAAACGAAAGAUGAGCAUGACUUUUGCGGCUUUAGAUGAACGCGCAUAGGGAGGUCUGUUAAGCGGGACGCUGACCAGCAUUGCCUUGCCAGUAGAAGUGGGGAGGUUUGGAUUCAAAGAGAGGCACAAACUUAGUUGCGUUGUUGGUUGGCAAUAUAUCAAGGCAUUCUAGUCCCCAUCGACGAUCGUCACUGGAAAACAUAGCUAUUGUGCACGAUUGUAUUGUGUCAAGACAUUUGGCCUGAGCUUGUUGUACAAUUGGUGCGUUGCAAAGGGCCUUGGACACUAGCAUCGAGACUACAAUACAGGCGUCGACAGCGUCCCACUUGGUUGGCCCCUCCCCCACGACGAUGCUACGUAGCCGAGGACGCCUCAACCAGCUUGUCAGUAGUAGUUGACAAGUUCUUAGCGAAUAAUACCAUGCCGCGUUUGUCUUCGACAGCUUCGUCGCUGGUGGCGCGUGAAGCGAUAACC